CUUCCUUGCAACAAUGUCAAAUAUUUAUGCUCUGGAACCGCACACAAAUGCCAAGGUCAUCCUUCAUACCACCGCAGGCGAUGUAGAGAUCGAGCUAUGGAGCAAAGAAACACCCAAAGCCGCGCGCAACUUUCUUCAACUCUGCAUGGAAGGCUACUAUGACAAUACCAUUUUCCACCGCAUCGUACCCAACUUCAUUAUUCAGGGUGGCGAUCCGUCCGGCACUGGUCAAGGUGGUGAAUCGAUUUAUGAAGACGACGAAUUCCCAAAUGAAUACCAUUCACGGUUACGGUUCAAUCGUCGUGGGCUUGUGGGCAUGGCGAAUGUGGGUGGAGCAGAGCAGGGCAGCCAAUUCUUUAUUACACUGGAUAUCACUGAGGAAUUGACGCGAACACAUACACUAUUUGGACGAAUUGCUGGCGAUACGAUUUAUAAUGUGCUCAAGAUGGGUGAAAUGGAAACGGACGCAAACGAACGGCCGUUGUAUCCACCCCGGAUCAAAACCACUGAGAUUGUGCUAAAUCCUUUUGAUGAUAUUGUGCCGAGAAUCACAAAACGUGAAAAGAAAAUGGCUCGAGCUCUUGAGAAGCAAAAGGCUGCAGAAUUGGAGGCAAAGAAGAAGAAGAAAAAGGAAAAAAAGCAAUUGAACCUUUUGUCCUUUGGAGAGGAGGCCGAGGAAAUGACGCCAACCGAGGAAAAAAAGGCGAAAAAGAGUAGUUAUGAUUUUCUACCCGAAGACAAAAAAGUGCCUGCAGCAGAGAUGCCACCACCACCACCAUUCGCCGAAAAGAAACCUAAAAGCAGCGAAAAGCAAUCCUCCAAGUCUGAAGAUACGCCGCCGCCCAAGGAAGAAGUUGUACCAAUCAAGGAAGAAAAACGGGUCAAAGAAAAACGUAGCCGUGAAAGUGAAAGCAAAGAAGAAAAGAGCUCGUCUCUAAGCGAAAUAGACAAGCUCAAAAAUGAUAUCCGACAAAUGGAGUAUGAUCGCCGUGAAGAACGUGAGGGACGGACGGAUAGCAAGGAUAAGAAGAAAAAGAAAUUGUCGUUGAUAGAACAGCAACGACUAAAGUAUGCCCGACGAGGUGCUGCUGAUACGGGUGGUCUUAAAGAACGGAAGCGACGAGGUGAAGGGGACCAAGAUACUUUGUCUAAAUUGAUGGCCUUUCAAAGCAAACUUUCCUCGGCUGAACCAGGGAGUGCAGCUGGCGAAAAGAAGAGUAAAGAAGAGAAGCCGCCAUGCAAGUUGCAUCUUAUCCCUGGCUGCGAGUCAUGCUAUGACACGAGCAAAGAGGAUGCAGAGCAAGAAACAGACGAGGGGUGGAUGACGCAUAAACUUGUUUUUGAAAAGGACAAAAAGGGAAAAGAUUUGAUGCAACGGACAGAAUCGGUGGAUGACUAUCUGGUAAUUGAUCCGCGCGCACGCAAGGCCGAAGCUGAACAGCAAGAGCGAGACAAACGAAAAGGAAAGCAAAGUCAUGUGGGUCAAGCAUUUCGAAAGAGACAGCGGGAACACAGAGAUGAUGGCGAAGAUGAUCAUGACGAUAGAAGAAGAAGAAGAAGCGGCGCUGGAGGUCAUAGCAGCAGCAGCAGCAGUAGUAGAAGAGAUGAUGAAAAGAGACGUCGUGAUUAUCGAUAAACGAACGUAUGUAUAUUUGUGUUUUUUGACCAGUAUGUGAUUUUAUUUGUUUGUUUGUGCUUGUCGUGUGUGUGUGUGUGUUGUGUAGAUAAUGUGUGUUCUGUGUCUGUGUGCGGGUGAGUGUGUGUGUGUGUGCGUGUGUGUGUGAGUGAAAUUAUGUGUGUGUGUGUAGUUUUGCUGCACUUUUGUUGUGUAAUCUUGGUUUUUCU
Molecule: messenger RNA, 1845 nt
Organism: Zychaea mexicana
Lineage: Eukaryota; Fungi; Mucoromycota; Mucoromycetes; Mucorales; Lichtheimiaceae
Product: cyclophilin-like domain-containing protein
Exons: 7
Coding region: 14-1636 (540 amino acids)
Biological process (GO): protein folding; protein peptidyl-prolyl isomerization
Cellular component (GO): catalytic step 2 spliceosome
Molecular function (GO): peptidyl-prolyl cis-trans isomerase activity
Source: RefSeq, a predicted model, not a curated record